CAUUUAUACUGUACUGGUAUUGGUAUUUUUUUAUACUGUGCUUAUUAUCUUUUGGCCUAAACAUCUUAGGUCUAAAUUUCUAAUGGCCUAGACAUCAUACAGCCUAAUAGGUUCAUGACUUAAUAUUCCUGAACUCAAUGGCAUUAUCCCAGCAGGAUCUGGUAAGUUGAUCUUUUUUUUCCAGGUGUUGCAAGGUACACGUAGUUCCUUGUACAGAGGAUUAGUGCAAUUAGUAAGAUUGGUUUCCAGUAAAUUAAUAAAAGGAAAGACAGCAUCUCUGUCAUCUCUGAAUUAUAAUACCCUGUACAGGUAGUGUAUCCAUGAAAGACAAUAUACACUGUACAGUACUGUAUCUGAACAGUGUACUAACUCUAUAGGUGUUACAGUAAACUCCCUCAAUACGUAUCAAGUACAGUACCUGUACAGUACCACAAUCGAGUUUAGUGAAAAUGAAAUUAGUGAAAUAACAAAACCAGCGACAUAAUAUGAGGUUGAAAACGUCUUGCAGCUAGCAGUCCCACUGUUUACUACAGCAGACAAUUCAAGUGCUCCAACAUUCAAUGUUCUAUGUCUAAUUAGGUAAAAAUUCAAUGCAAUUUUUUGUUUUAAACUUUUUUUAUAACAGUACAGUACUAUAUUGAGGUUAAUUUUUUAUUUCAUACCACUCAGUUGUAACUUUAUCUGAAAUCUUAUAUCAUUAAUACUGUAACUGACAAUAAAAGGAUCAAAUAAGUUUUAUAUUUGACUUUAAAAUGUAUUUGCAAUACGUCAGUAUGUUAAUGUUUAUAAAGAUAGUGUAGAUAUUAUUCAAGCAGACUUACUACUUUGCCACAGGUACUCCAUGAACCAGAUGUUUGAUGUGGUGUCAGAGGUGGAGCACUAUCACAAAUUUGUACCAUAUUGUAAGAAAUCUCAUGUGACUUCGAGAAGGCCAGGAUUUCUAAAGGCUGAUGUUGUUGUUGGGUUUCCUCCUGUGGUGGAGUCUUAUACUUCCAGUGUUACACUCGCAAGGCCUCAUCUGGUGAGAGCUGUCUGCACUGAAGGCAAAUUAUUUAAUCACCUCUUAACUAUCUGGAAAUUCUCACCUGGAAUUCGUGGUCAGGAGUCAGCAAUGUUGUUUGCAGCAUUCAUGAUGUUAUAUUCUCUCCAGAACCAAUCAUGGAAGAGGGUGCCAGUCAUCCAUGCUUUCUUAUGGAAGCACCAUAUUACAGCAUGACACUUGCACCCUUGAUUUCUCGGUGUCAUUUGAGUUCCGGUCAAUGAUACAUUCUCAAAUGGCCCAUGUGUUCUUCAGUGAAGUAGUGAGAAAAAAUGUAAAUUCCUUUUUAGAUGAGGCUCAGAGGCG
Messenger RNA from Homarus americanus (American lobster), 1345 nucleotides. Its product is annotated as coenzyme Q-binding protein COQ10 homolog A, mitochondrial-like. Gene Ontology annotation, biological process: cellular respiration; ubiquinone biosynthetic process. The record is from RefSeq and is a predicted model, not a curated record. Gene Ontology annotation, molecular function: ubiquinone binding. The transcript has 4 exons. The coding region runs from base 842 to 1216 and encodes 124 amino acids. Gene Ontology annotation, cellular component: mitochondrion. Lineage: Eukaryota; Metazoa; Arthropoda; Malacostraca; Decapoda; Nephropidae.